UCUGUUUCUUUCUCCCGUUCACGGUUCGCCUCACUCUGCCAUUCUGACCCUCUCGGCUCUCCUCCCCGUGUGACCUUCCUCUCCUUGCGGCGGCGUGGGCGAGCAGCGGCGCCCUUCGCCCGUCUUCGCCGGUCCGUUCGCCGUUGACGAGCACCCACCAGGGUAAUUUCGGAGAUGGCGUUCCUGCAGAAGGUUGGGAAUCUUGUCAAGCGAUCCACUGGUGCCAGCUCGUCGCUCAACCAGGCGGUUCGAUGCAUGUCCUCCUCCAAGCUUUUCAUAGGAGGAAUCUCGUAUGGCACAGAUGAGCACAGCCUGAGGGAUGCGUUUGCAGACUAUGGUGAAGUCAUUGAAGCUAGGAUAAUCAUGGACCGGGAAACCGGAAGAUCGAGGGGGUUUGGUUUUGUGACAUACACAUCCACAGAGGAGGCAGCCGCUGCCAUUACUGGCAUGGAUGGGAAGGUGACCGUGGUAGCCGUGCUGGUGGAGGCGGCUACGGCAGUGGUGGAUUUGGUGGAGGUGGCUAUGGCGACGGUGGAUAUGGUGGAGGAUAUGGCAGAGGUGGUGGUGGAGGCUAUAGCGGAGGUGGUGGGUAUGGUGGAGGUUCAUAUGGUGGUAGCGGAGGCUAUGCCAGUGGUGGCGGCGGCUAUAACGAUGGUGGUAAUAUGGGCCCAAGGUACAACACUGGGGGAAGCUAUGGUGUUUCUCAAGGUGGGCGAGGUGGGUUUGGUGUUGAUGCUGGUUACACUGGUGGAUAUAAUGCUACUCCUGGCAGUUACAGUGGUGAUAGCUUCAAUCAAGGGGGUGGCACACCAGCAUAUGGAGGCGGGAACUAUGGGGCAGGCAACAACAGCUAUGCAGACAAUGCCCCCAACAAUGCGUCUGUUGGCAAACUGGAUGACUUGUUAAGUGAUCUCAAAGUUGAUGGUGCUGGUGAGGCUGAGGGAGAGGGUGAGCCUGAGGAUCUUGGCUUAGCAGAUGAGGACAUGAAAGGGAAAGGUCAAGAUGAAUUCGCUCAGGAUGAUUUCAAGGACCAAGAUGAGCCUAAUGAGGCCAACAAAAGUAGUUAAACUCGCCCUACGCCUAAAGGUGAAGAAAUUAACUGGUUAUGGGCCGCUCUCCAGGGUAAAUAAAUGCAGUGAAGACUUAUAUCCUUCAUGCAACUAAAGUCUAGAGUGUCGUGUCAUAGCUAUUUUCCGCUCGUUGUUGCUUGUGCUUUGUAUGCUGGACUCCUCGGAUCAUGCAGGACUUUUGAUGUGUCAUGAACGCUCGCACUUGCUUCCGGAUGUAUGGACAUUGCACUUGCUUCCAGAUUAUGAUUUGUUUGUGCAAUUGUGCUGUGGGUGCACUA
Setaria italica (foxtail millet) is the source of this 1348-nucleotide messenger RNA. RefSeq names its product glycine-rich RNA-binding protein GRP2A. NCBI's taxonomy places the organism in Eukaryota, Viridiplantae, Streptophyta, Magnoliopsida, Poales, Poaceae. The record is from RefSeq and is a predicted model, not a curated record. Gene Ontology annotation, molecular function: RNA binding.